Manihot esculenta (cassava) is the source of this 2155-nucleotide messenger RNA. RefSeq lists its product as uncharacterized. Gene Ontology annotation, biological process: regulation of DNA-templated transcription. Gene Ontology annotation, molecular function: DNA-binding transcription factor activity; sequence-specific DNA binding. NCBI's taxonomy places the organism in Eukaryota, Viridiplantae, Streptophyta, Magnoliopsida, Malpighiales, Euphorbiaceae. The record is from RefSeq and is a predicted model, not a curated record. Gene Ontology annotation, cellular component: nucleus. The transcript has 6 exons. The coding region runs from base 105 to 1640 and encodes 511 amino acids.
CUCCUCACUCUCUCUCUAAGACUACCUUAAUCUUCCUUGCAGGAUGUGAAAACUUUCUCUCUCUUCAAUUUUUUUCUUCUUUUCCCUUCUCGUUUUUUUCGGAGAUGGAUUUGGAGAGAUGUUCUGUUUCGACUUCUUCUUCUUCUUCUUCUUCUUCUUCGGGGAGUUCGUCUUCCGGUGUGGCGGCGGAUCAGAUGAUGCGGAUAGAGAUGGAGGCGGCGGAGGCGCUAGCUGAUUUGGCGCAUUUGACGAUGCGCGAGUGUCGUAGCGGUGAUUCCGGCGGUAGAUGGGGGAGCAAAGGAAAGCGAGGUAAGAAACGAAUCAAGAGCGAGUCUUCUCCGGAUGACUGUGCUUCGAACCCAGUUGUUGACUCGGUCCAUAGCUGCCCGGAUCUUGCCCCGGAUCAAGCAGUCAUGGAUCAGCAACAUGGUGAAUCGAUAUGUAGAAAUGUAGUGAUAAGUUCUACAAAGGCUGAGCUGGACGCAGAUGCAACUAAGCCAACUCCUAUUUGUGUGAAAAGUCGUUCAUCAUAUGGUGGCAGCAGGAGUAGACAAAAUCUAACUGAGGCUGAAAAGGAAGCACGGAGAUUGCGUCGAAUAUUGGCAAACAGAGAGUCAGCUAGACAAACAAUUCGUCGUAGGCAGGUUCUUUGUGAGGAGUUAUCCAAAAAAGCUGCUGAUCUAGCAUGGGAGAAUGAAAACUUAAAGAGGGAAAAAGAAUUGGCUUUGAAAGAAUAUCAGUCUUUGGGCUUCAAAAAUAAGCACUUAAAGGCACAGAUGGCUAAAUUAAUAAAAACCGAGGUUGUGGAACCUCAAGGAGAUCUUAAGUCGCCCCAUGAAAAGAGGCCUACCACCCCAGCUCCAAACUGCCAGUUGCUGUUCUAUAACCAACAUCCAUUUUCACAGCUUUGCUGGCCUUCCAUCAUUCAGUCUCCAAAUUCUGUACAAUCGCAUAAUGGGCCUCAAAAUGCCAUUAGCAUCCCAUCAACCAUUUCCAUGGUAACUAAUGGAGAGCUUGAUUCAUCUCAGCAGCAACAAGAAAACCCCAUGAUUGUAAAUGGAUCAAGGACUCCCUUAUAUAUAGUGUCAUGCCCGUGGUUUUUCCCAGUUCAUGAUCAUGUGAAUGGAAUCCGCCCUCAAACCUCCCUUGGCUUGAAGCACAUACGAGAUGGAACUUCUGUAAAUAAUCAAUAUAGUAGUAGUUCUUCUUCAAAAGCUGCUGCACUUACAGUGGACCAACUUUCCCCUUUGCCUGAAAAGGUUAAAUUAGAAGCUCCUGGCUCAACAGAAAUCAGGGUUAUUAAUGAUCUUAUUGAGACACCAGUAGGAUUUCCCCCAGAUCGAGGCAGUCAGUGUGUGGAAUCCCACCCUAAAGAAACAACUCCUACUCCAGUAAUUCUUGGUUCUAUUGCUGUUAAAAAUGAGAAUGGGCUUCAAUCAGAAGUUCUUCCAUAUGUUGAUGGUAUUUGUACAAAAUCUAGUCAACUAGUGAGUGCUUUACCAGGAAAGAAUCAAGGUCCAUUUAACUUCCCAAGUAAGAAACUAGUGGAUGCAGCUGCUGCAGCAGAGGCAAGGAGGAGAAGGAAGGAGCUUACAAAACUUAAAAGCCUCCACAGCCGCCAAUGUCGGAUGAACUGCUGAAAGUAGAUUUGAUGGUUUCUUUAUCAAUGCGUUCUGGGCCCUUGAUUUGUUAAUCACGAUACUGAUGUGAAAGAAGAGAAUGUUUCUGCUGGAAAUAGAGAUCAACCUCUUAUACAUCCCCUGUGACUGCUAUUUAUGUUUAAUGGAAGGCUUUUAUUUUUCAUCCAUGUAUUUUAGGCAAAUUCUGUUCGCCUCUUUUUGAUGCACAAGUUGUCUGACAACAUGGAAGCUUUGAGAAUCAGAAGAAAAAUGUAUUAUUUAGUGGCCUAUGUUGGAAAGCAAGGUGAAGAUAUUUAUGUAAACCUGAAUGUUGCUGCCGUUUUGGUGGUUGAGUUGGAAAGGGCAGCGAAAGCAGAAUUAGGAAAUGAAUUUCAAUGUAUCUGGGUUAUAGCGGAAUUAGGAAAUGAAUUUCAAUGUAUCUGGGUUAUCUGUAACAUUAUGUUGUAAGCUGUACUGUUUUCAGAGAAGUGCACGCAUAACUUCAGGUAUGAGGCAUCAAGGUCUGUUCUUGGCUA